CAGCCAUAGUGCACAAUAAUUAAAAAAAAUAAAAAUAUAUAAAAUAAAAAAAUAAAGAAAUCAUCCUUCUAUACCUCUCUCAAUUUUUUUUUUCCUUUUUAUUCCUAAUCACCGGCAAGUUAUUCACUAGCUCGCCGGACAGACGGAUCCAAAAUAACCAAAAAUAUAUGAAAUCAAUAUAAAAAAAAAGGAAGAAGAGAAAAAAAAUUAAGAAAAGAAGAAAAAAAGAAACAAUUACAGUAUGGCAGCCAAAGUAAUAAUCCCAGUGGUGGGGCUCCUCCUUGUGGUGGGCAUCGUCAUCGGCGUCGUCUCCUCCGUCAACAAGGGCCCCAAAGACCCGGCCACCGGCGACGAGAACCUGACCCCUCACAUGAAGGCCGUCGACCAGAUUUGCCAGCCCACCAACUACAAAGAGGAGUGCGUGAAGAGCCUGAGCGGCGCCAACUCCACCGACCCAAAAGACCUCAUCAAGGCCGGCAUCCUCGCCAUCGCCGAGUCCCUCAAGAAGUCGUUCAACCUCAGCGACGACCUCGUCGCCAAGGCCGAGAAGGACAAGGACACCGCCCGGACCAAAACCGCCCUCUCCGACUGCAAGGAGCUCCUCCAGGACGCCUCCGACAAGCUCCAGGACAUCAUGGAGAAGGUCGGCGCCUCCGACCUCAGCACCAUCGCCAACCGCUCCGACGACUUCAGGAUCUGGAUCAGCUACGUCAUCAGUUACCAGGAAAUGUGCGUGGACGGGUUCGACCAGGACAGCACCGUCAGGACUGACGUCAGGGACAGUACGGAGGUGGGGAGCCAGUUGACCGACAAUGUGUUGACCAUCUUGGGCGGGAUUCAGCAGGUCCUCGGCUCGUUCGGAUUGAAGCUCAACCUGACCAGCUUGGCAUCCGGCGGCGGCGGGGAUCAAGAGGAGCAUCAUCGGAGGUUGUUGUCGCAGGACAACGGAUUCCCGUCGUGGAUGUCGGCGGCGGACAGGAAGCUGUUGCAAUCCACCCCUAAGAUGACGCCCAACGCGGUGGUGGCCAAGGACGGGAGCGGGCAGUACAAGACCAUCUCCGCCGCGCUGGCGGCUUACCCCAAGAACUUCCAGGGUAGGUAUGUGAUCUAUGUGAAGGCCGGAGUUUACGCCGAGCAAGCCACCGUCGGGAAAGGAAUGAAGAACGUGUACAUGUACGGCGACGGAGCUAGGAAGAGCAUUGUCACCGGUCAUUUGAGCUAUGCUAAGGAUGGCCUCGGCACCUGGAAGACCGCUUCCUUCAUCGUGGAAGCCGACGGGUUCAUCGCUCGGUCAAUGGGAUUCCAAAACACGGCCGGACCGGAAGGCCACCAGGCCGUGGCGGUCCGCUCACUAUCCGACCAGUCCGCUUUCAUCAACUGCAGGCUGGACGGCUUCCAAGACACGCUGUGCUACCAAGGCGGCCGCCAGCUGUUCCGCAACUGCGUCUUAUCCGGAACCAUCGACUUCCUCUUCGGAUACGGCGCCGUCGUGGUGCAGAACUCGCUCAUCAUCGUCCGCCGCCCCAUGGCCAACCAGUUCAACACCGUCACCGCCGACGGGAAAAAGGAGAGAGGCCAGCCCACCGGGAUCGUGAUCCAGAACUGCCGGAUCGUCCCGGAGGCCAAGCUGGUCCCCGACAGGUUCACGCUGAAGACGUACCUCGGCCGGCCGUGGAAGGACUUCGCCACCACGGUGGUGAUGGAGUCGGAGCUCGGCGACCUGAUCCAGCCCGACGGGUGGAAGCCGUGGGACGGGACCAUCUUCCUGGACACGUGUUUCUACGGGGAGUACGCCAACCGGGGCCCGGGCGCCAACACGGCGAGGAGGGUGACGUGGAAGGGCGUGCACAGCGUGCUGUCGAGAGCUGAGGCGAUGAGGUGGACCGUUGACUCGUUCCUCAAAGGGAGGGAGUGGGUUGCUAAUACGGGCGCUAAUGUUAUUUAUGGGCUUAAGGGUUAAAAAAGUUUGGGAUCGCGUGUUGAUUUUUUUUUAAAGUUAAUUGGAAUGAUGAUUUGAUGACACAAAUUAUCCUACCCCAUGUUAUGAACAAGAGGGUUCAUGAGUGAAAUUGGGGGAAAAGAAAUGGAAAAAUGAACUAAUUUGAUAUUAAUUUAUAGUAAUUUUCAAUGUAAUUAGCCUCUCGGCUCUCUCUCUUUUUUUUUUUUGGAAGAAUGUUUUUUUUUAAUUAUUAAUGAAAUAUGUAUCCAUUUUGGUAUCGCUAAUUAAUUAGUGUUUUCAGUUUUUUUUUUCACCCACAUUUUAGUUUUCUAAGUUCAUAAUGUAACAAAACAAAAUUAACUAGGAUUUAAUAUGUAUGAAUAAGAAUUUUGUUUAGUGAUAAAUGAUAA
Linum tenue is the source of this 2349-nucleotide messenger RNA. The record is from the annotation of a GenBank genome assembly. NCBI's taxonomy places the organism in Eukaryota, Viridiplantae, Streptophyta, Magnoliopsida, Malpighiales, Linaceae.